AUGACUGCCUCAAAAUCCAUUACGAAGAAAUCACGUGUGAUCUCUUCAAAUUGGCCAAGGUUCCUCGUCAUCAGUUCCACUGAUGACGGGGCCUUGAAAAAACUGUCACUUUUUGCAAUUCAAAAGGGGCUCGUCGGUCUAGCCGGGGAGCCAAAAAAUGUUACAAAAAUGAAAAACGGAUCGCUGUUGGUCGAAUGUUCGACAGAAAAGCAUUCUAAAUGUCUUCUCAAGUCGACUAUUCUAGCCAACAUUCGCAUCAUCGUACUGCCACACACUUCUCUCAACUCCUCGAAGGGAGUUAUCAGAUGCCGAGAUUUGGAAGGUGUUAAUGAUGAGGAAAUCUGUGACAAUCUUACUUCACAAGAUGUCACAGUCGUCAGGAGAAUAAAGGUUCGGGGGAACAACGAAUUAGUUCCAACGAAUACCUUUAUUCUAACAUUCAGUACUCCUACCCUUCCACAUUCGAUUAAGGCUGGAUACCUCAACAUUCCUGUUGAGCCUUUCAUUCCUAAUCCACUUCGAUGUUUCAAAUGCCAGAAAUAUGGCCAUGGUCAAAAUACCUGUCGAGGCAAACUGACAUGUGCUCGUUGCGGUCAGUUUGACCACGACAGUAAAACUUGCAAAAAAGACCUUGUAUGUACAAACUGCAAGGGAUAUCAUUUCGCGUACUCGAGAGAGUGCCCGAUGUGGAAAAAGGAAAAGAAGGUUCAGGAGGUUAGGGUUGAGAAACGUCUAACCUUUGCUGAUGCCAGAAAACUGGUGGAGAGAUUUCAACCUGCUAGAGUAGCAGCAUCAUAUGCUGUUGCUGCUGCAGUGAAGGUCUCCACCAGAAGUAUUUCAGUAAAUACAGACUUGACGUGGCAAUGCGAUGAUGCAAAGUACACAAAAACUAUCCGAUGUUGUAAACGUGGAGAAGAAAACUGCAAAAGCUGCUCAGCAGCAGAAGGAGGCAGCUCAGAAAAAGAAGCUCUGGAUGAUGGAGGUGAUGAGAUGGAAGUCUCAUCACUUGAUUAUCCAGGAACAAAACGACCACCACCAAAGCCAAAGAUAACUCCCAUACUUCCUCCCGAUGGCGAAUAA
Molecule: messenger RNA, 1080 nt
Organism: Gigantopelta aegis
Lineage: Eukaryota; Metazoa; Mollusca; Gastropoda; Neomphalida; Peltospiridae
Exons: 2
Coding region: 1-1080 (359 amino acids)
Molecular function (GO): nucleic acid binding; zinc ion binding
Source: RefSeq, a predicted model, not a curated record